UAUUGCUUAGUAACAAAGACAUAUUCGAAAUCAUGGCUUCUAUCGUAAAAAUAUUUAACAUUACUAUACCGCAAAAAAAUAAUCUGUCUUGUGCAAUUUGCAGGAUUGUUAAUACCGAAAAUGAUCCCUUGAUGUAUUCCAAAUUUCAUGCAAAGAAGCUCAAGUGUCGACAAUUUCUCCAAGAAACUCCUCAGGCAAUGGCUGCUCCAGUAGUUAAUCGGAAAAUACUCGAGUCUGGUGGUUCUAUAUACAUUAUCGUCGUGAAAGACCUUUUUGAAAACUACACUUUCCAAGACCAUUGCGACUCAUUAAACAUACAGGUGAUGGAUUUGCUGGAUCCCAUUCCGACUUACAUUUAUAAAGCGUGUCUUCUUUAUACCAUGGAAUAUAAAUUGGCGCCACAGUGGAAUAAGGUCGGAUUGUACCUCGCUGAAGGACCAGAUUUUCUUAGCUCGGCAGGAAGUAUCAACGCCAUAACGUUAAAUAUUAAAGAAAUUCGUGAUAACAGUGCUCGGAUUCACGUAGAAGCUGUAAAUCUUAAAAUACCAUUCUUAAGACUGAAUACAGCACGUCCUUUACAACAUGAUUUACAGCCACCAGUACGUGUUUUACCAAGUAUGAAAAUGGCAAAUGUGUUGCGUAUAUCGAAAAUAAUUAAGGAAAAGUAUUUGUUCAAGGAUUAUGAGGACGUACGUGCAUAUUGGAAAAAUAUGCACGGCUAUAUAUUGCCAGAUUACAAGGAAGGACUCUUAUUUUACGAUAUCGAAUUUUUCUACUUUAAAUCAAACAUUUUUCUGUAUCCUGAAACAUGUUUAGCUUCAGGACCUUUAAAAAUUCUUCCGCUUACGACAGAUCCUGUAUCUAUAAUCUAUAAAUUUGUGGGAGAUGUAAAAGGAAGAGUCGUCAAAUUAUGCGGACAGCAGCUGGAUAUCUGUCCGGAAAACACAUAUCAAGCAACUGUUCUAGCUUAUACACCGGCAUCGAGAAUCGCUGGAUUUUCAACCUGCGAUACGGGAUAUGGCACGCAAUCGAGGAGAACGAGUCGUACGACGCAUUUGUCUCGAAUGCCUGAUACAUGUGACAUCCCCACGAAACGAACGCGAUUAUCGUUAUCAAACAUUGACGAUUAUCUUACAUGCAAAAGCGAAAUCGACGAUUUCGACUUCACAAUCGGCCCGGCGCGGUGUUCCACAAGCAAUUUUAAACCGUUAAAAAUUGCUGACAAAUGUUCGGCAAUGUUAUGCGACGGAGAUAGUGUCGCGACCAGUGAAUCAAUUGUACAGAGAGAUAAAAACAAGUCGCAUUAUUUUGAGCAGAAAAAAAAAGAAAUCGAGAAUAAAUCGUCUAUGGUAAAUAUGGUAUACAUAUAUGAUUUUUCACAUAACAAUCAUGAAAGAGUUGUUGAAGAAAAUAAUGUUAUGUUGAAGGAGCUGUCGGGCAAAGAAGGAAAGCCUUGCAAGCUAAAUCUGAAGGAAAAAUUGUUAAGGAACUUCUAGAGAAAGUAUUCCCGUGAAUUAUUCCUGUUUCAAUAACAAUUAUUAUUUCUCUUAAAACAUAAUUCAUUUUUUUGUAAGCUCAUUUCUUUUUUUUGUAAG
This is a messenger RNA of Linepithema humile (Argentine ant), 1595 nucleotides long. The record is from RefSeq and is a predicted model, not a curated record. Lineage: Eukaryota; Metazoa; Arthropoda; Insecta; Hymenoptera; Formicidae.